AUAUCUAGUUGUAUGUGAGAAAAUUCAGAGUUCCUUACACCGUGCCAGAAAUGGGAAGGAGUCAUCGAAAAAUGUUCGGAUGUCUCUUCAUGUUCUACAACAUGCUGCCACUGACAAGGAGAACCUUGUGGGACCAGGUAGAAUUGCUAUUGGAGGUGAUAAAAAUAAAAGUACAAUUGAAAAUGAGAAGAAAAUGAAUGAAAAUCAGACCAAAGUCUCCUUCAAAAAGAAGAAGACUACUAAAGUGUCUUCUGGUGAGAACUGCAAGAAAGCUGUUACUGCCAGUGAUUUGACAAGUGAAGCCCUGAACGAGAACCAAACUCUUUAUGAAAAAAUAGAAUUAUUGGAGCAGGAAAAUGAGAAGGCAAAGGAAAUGCUAAAUGAAGCAAGAUGUUUGAUUGAAGUUUUAAAUGAAAUCAUAGACAAGAAUGAUAGUGCCAUUGGUGAUGAUGCUGAGAACAACGACAGUGUCAUUGAAAAUGUUGCAGGAAACGACAGUGUCACUGAAGAUGCUAAUGAGAACAACGACAGUGUCACUGAAGAUGCUAAUGAGAACAAUGACAGUGUCAUUGAAGAUGGAGAGGGGACCGAUGACAGUGUCAUUUAAGACCGGGGAAAAAUAUUAUAAUACACUUUUAAGCUUUUUUAUAUGAAAUGUUUAACUACUUUGAAUAUUGUAGAAAAAAUGUUUUGAAGCUGACUGAUUUCAUUAAUUUGAAACUUGAUAAUAAAACAGUUUAUAAGUAGAAAAUUGAAUGAGUUUGAGUGAAUUGUGUGAUUGAAUGAGUUUGAGUGUACAGUUUUAAAUUGCAAGUGUUUAUUUCAGUUUUAACUUGGAAUGUGGAAUUUGUAACAGCGUCUGUGUUCUUAAAUGCACUCCUAAGUCUUUUUGGUAACAGUGACACUGCAUGACUUUGAUGCCCAGAAAAAAGGCCCCUUCUGUCACGAUGUCCCCCGAAAGAUAUCCCUUGAAAUGCUUUAAUGAAAUCACACAUUUCAUAAAAUAGGCAUGCGUAUGAGUUUUGUACCAUCAGCUUACUUUCUACUUUCUCAUAUAUGUACGUAUAUACAAUGAAAUAUACAUAGUAUAGGGAAAGUUAAGUAAAAUCAAUUUUUGAGAUUUCAAUGGAAAUACAAGUUUUGGGGUCCCC
This is a messenger RNA of Gryllus bimaculatus (two-spotted cricket), 1151 nucleotides long. NCBI's taxonomy places the organism in Eukaryota, Metazoa, Arthropoda, Insecta, Orthoptera, Gryllidae. The record is from the annotation of a GenBank genome assembly.